Molecule: messenger RNA, 2949 nt
Organism: Rattus norvegicus (Norway rat)
Lineage: Eukaryota; Metazoa; Chordata; Mammalia; Rodentia; Muridae
Gene: Znf431l13
Product: zinc finger protein 431 like 13
Biological process (GO): regulation of DNA-templated transcription
Cellular component (GO): nuclear lumen; nucleus
Molecular function (GO): sequence-specific DNA binding
Source: RefSeq, a predicted model, not a curated record
UCACUCAGUCCUACCAGCCAAUCAGGACUUCCAGAUGGACCGCCAGUCAGAAAGGGAGGCAGGCUCUUCCGGGUGACUUGCUUCCUGCUUGGUUGGAAAGCUGAGUAGUUUAUGGCUUUCUGUGGUACUACCGAGAGCUGUGGUGCAUUCACGUUGAGCUGGUGAAAUGGAUGCUGUGAACUAUGAUGAUGUUCAAAUAAAUUUCACUGGGGAAGAAUGGGCCUUGCUGGAUCUUUCUGAGAAGAGGCUGUACAAAGAUGUGAUGCUGGAGACCUACAGGAACCUCACUGCUAUAGGAUACAAAUGGGGAGACUGCAAUAUGGAAGAACAUUGUCAAAGUUCUAGAAUAUAUGAAAGGCAUGAAAGAGAUCAUCUUCAAGAUAAGAAUUAUGUAUAUACUCAGUGUGAUAAAGCCUUUACACAUCAAAAUUAUCAAAGACAUGGAAGAAUUGAUAUGGGAGAGAAACCAUGUGAAUAUAAUCACUGUGGUAAAGCCAUUGCAUAUAAAAAUUAUCUGCUAACAUGUAAAAGAACACACACUGGAAAGAAACCCUAUGCAUGUAAUGAAUGUGGCAAAGCCUUUGCACAGCAAUGUCAUCUCCAAGUACAUAAAAGAACACAUACUGGAGGGAAACACUAUGAAUGUAAUGGAUGUGGUAAAGCCUUUGCAUGUCAGCAAUAUCUCCGAUUACAUAAAAGGACACAUACAGGAGAGAAACUUUAUGAGUGUAAUGAAUGUGGUAAAUCCUUUUCAAGUCAGCAAUAUCUCCUAAUACAUAAAGAAACACAUGCUAGAGAGGAAACCUAUAAAUGUAAAUGUGGUAAAGCCUGUGCAAGUCAUCAAAGUCUCCAGAUACAUAAAAGAACACAUACUGGAGAGAAACCCUAUGAAUGUAAUCAAUGUGGUAAAACCUUUGCCCAAAAGUAUCAUCUCCAAGUACAUAAAAGAAUACAUACGAGAGAGAAACCCUAUCAAUGUAAUGAAUGUGAUAAAGCCUUUGCAUCUCAGCAAUAUUUUCAAAUACAUAAAAGAAUCCAUACUGGAGAGAAAUGUUAUGAAUGUAAUGAAUGUGAUAAAGCCUUUGUAAGUCAUCAAAUACUUCAAAUACAUAAAAGAACACAUACUGGAGAGAAACCCUAUGAAUGUACUGAAUGUGGUAAAGCCUUUGCCCAAAAGUGUCAUCUCCAAGUACAUAAAAGAACACAUACUGGAGAGAAACCCUAUCAAUGUAAUGAAUGUGAUAAAGCCUUUGCAUCUCAGCAAUAUUUUCAAAUACAUAAAAGAAUCCAUACUGGAGAGAAAUGUUAUGAAUGUAAUGAAUGUGGUAAAGCCUUUGUAAGUCAUCAAGUACUUCAAAUACAUAAAAGAACACAUACUGGAGAGAAACCCUAUGAAUGUAAUCAAUGUGGUAAAGCCUUUGCCCAAAAUCAUCAUCUCCAAGUACAUAAAAGAACACAUACGAGAGAGAAACCCUAUCAAUGUAAUGAAUGUGAUAAAGCCUUUGCAUCUCAGCAAUAUUUUCAAAUACAUAAAAGAAUCCAUACUGGAGAGAAAUGUUAUGAAUGUAAUGAAUGUGAUAAAGCCUUUGUAAGUCAUCAAAUACUUCAAAUACAUAAAAGAACACAUACUGGAGAGAAACCCUAUGAAUGUACUGAAUGUGGUAAAGCCUUUGCCCAAAAGGGUCAUCUCCAAGUACAUAAAAGAACACAUACUGGAGAGAAACCCUAUAACUGUAGUGAAUGUGGUAAAACCUUUGCCCGAAAGUAUCAUCUCCAAGUACAUAAAAGAACACAUACUAGAGAGAAACCCUGUGAAUGUAAUGAAUGUGAUGAAGCCUUUUCAAGUCAGUAAUAUCUGCAAACACAUAAAGGAACACACACUAAAGAGAAAAUCUAUGAAUGUAAGGAAUGUGGUAAAGCCUUUGCAAAUCAUCAAACUCUUCAAAUAUAUAAAGGAACACAUACUAGAGCGAAACCCUUUAAAUAUAAAGCCUUUGCAAGUCAUCAGACUCUCAAAGGAAAUAUAGGAACAGAUACUAAAGAGAAACCCUAUGAAUUUAAUGAAUGUGGUAAAUCCUUUGCAGAACAGUUUCAUCUCCAAGUACAUAAAAACACAUUCUGAAGAGAAACCCUAUGAAUGUAAUGGCUGGGGUAAAGUCUUUGCAUACCAAACACAUCUUGAAAACAUGAAAGAACAGAUAUUGGAGAUAGGUAGGAUAGUUUGCAAGAACCUCUUUCUGAGUUUUAUGUUGGGUCCACAUAUUGAGUUUUAGAACAUCCUAGACUAUGUAGAGAUAUUUGUGCUAAGAAAACAAAGCAGUGAAACAAAAAACAUAUAUACACUAAAACAAGAAGCAUAUAUGAGAUUCAGCCCAUCAAGAAAAUUGUGUUAACAAUGAAAUAUGAAAGUAUAUAGAAAGUUCAUUUACCCGUUUAUAAUUCCAUAGAACCAUUUGGUGACCCCAUGAUCAUAGCAGGGAUUCUUACCACUUUUAAAAGACAGAAGGGAUAAUGGAGCAUAAUCAUCUCAUAUGUGACCUGGACUGUUUUCUCAGUUACACUACUUUUGAUGGAUAUGCAAGUUUAUUUCCUCACAUCUACAUCAAAUGUUUCAGGUCUUCCAUGAUUCCAGAUCCAAGAAAUUUGGUGCAUGCUUCUGGCUUCCUUAGGCUCCUGUGUAGGGAAUGUCAGGGGGCAGGAAAGGGAGAUGGUUGGGGAGGGAAACACACUUAUAGAAGAAGGGGAGGGAGAUAGGACAUGGGCUUAUAUCUGGGAAUCUGCGAAAGGAAAUAUCAUUUGAAAUGUAAAUAAAAAAUGUACAAUGGAAGAAGGAAAAUGUCAAUAGAAUAAAGCAUCUUACAUAAAAAAGACAUAUAUGUGACUCCUUAUUUUGAAAAAUGUUUUCUCACAUAUACUUUUUUAAAUUAAAAUUAAUUUAAUUUAGUUAUA